This is a messenger RNA of Adineta ricciae, 1881 nucleotides long. The record is from the annotation of a GenBank genome assembly. NCBI's taxonomy places the organism in Eukaryota, Metazoa, Rotifera, Eurotatoria, Adinetida, Adinetidae.
AUGUUUCAUAUUGCCUUCUCAUUACUUGCUGCCUUUGGUUUAUGUGGUGCUUAUUUUUUCACAUUUACGAAUGCCUCUGGUGAACCUCGUAAAGAUCUUCAUUCUGUCGUAGACCUAAUUCGAGAUGAUGCUCAAGCUCUGUCCAAAGCUUUGGAUCGUUUGAAAAAAAAACAGAAGUUCCUCGUUUUUUUCGAUCUAGUCAAGAAGUACGUCGUGCGACGAUGUAAUGCUGAGCUGCAAAGUAUGUUUCUUAAAAGCACCACGGAAUACGAUCGUAGUCUGGCUAGUACUGCAAACCAUCUCAAUAUAUUUUUGCAAGAAACUGAUACGUGGCUUCUUCUAUUUCGAAAACAUGUUGACAAUGCAGAAUGGUCUGAAGCUCUCGGAAUUUUUCGAACGCUCGAUGAUUUGUAUUCGACUGCUAAUGCACAGAUAAACUCUUGUUAUACUCACUUUAAGAUGAUUUUUGAUGUAAAUAACGGAUUCUAUGGAAAAAAUGAGGGGUGGGGCUCAAAGGCCGUGCAAUUCUUGGCUCUCGGUAUGAACGAAAAACAAUGUCAAGCGAAAAAAUCCGUUUUGUUCAAUGGGGUAGCAUUUUUUGCUGUGGUUGCUAUUAUUUGCAGCGCGUUGCACUUCGCCGAGCAUCGAAUAUCGAAUCGGCCUGGAAGUGCUCAGCAACAACAACCACAACGACACCCUGAUCCACAUCUACAUAAGUGGUACGGCUACGUUACUAUUGACUCUCUUAUAUCGUGUCUGCUAUUCGCUGUUUUCUACUUUAUUUGUUUACUAUCACAGCCCGAAGACGUUUCAUGUGCUGCUGAGCUCAGUUCGACUGUGGAGAGUCAUCACAACAUAUACAUAGACGAGAUGCAAUCAGCUCAGUCUAACAUAGGCUCGAAUAUAGCAAUUAUCAUCUCAGAUGUCUCGUACUUAGCUUUGCUAAGUCGCACCGAGAUUGCCGAUCAACUGGAAGAUUCCAUAUGGAAGUCACUUGCAUUCGAUGCGAACCGCAUAGUUGAAGUUUUUGAAGCAAAUGUAAAGUUAGAAUAUGAGAUUACAGAUCAUCUGAAUGAACUUGAAAAACAUAUCUCCAAGGAAACCAACAUUCUUCAAUUGGUGCACUCCAAUUCACUGCAGAUCAUGGAAAAGAUGAAGAAACUUUAUGCAAUCAUGAAUUUACAUCUACGGGGACACCAAGAUACUCUACCUGGUUUAGAUAAAAUCGCAGAAAUUCUUGUUGAAUCUGUACUUGUCGGUCGCGAUGAACUCAAUUACAAUCGAUUAAAUGGACAGUACACAGAAAUUAUUAAACAUCAAAAAAGCGAUCUGGAUGAGGUUAUUAAUCUGAUUCAACCUCUACUAACUCAAACAGGGGAUGUAUUGAAAAACAUUAAUCAGGGACUGGAUGAUGCCGACAAACAGAAAAAAUCAGUAAUCACCAGGGCUGCAAUCGCAGCGCAUCUUUUUUUGGGGCUCGCGUCCAUGGUAAUAGGCGUUUUAAUGGCUGGUGGUGGUGUUGCAACAUUUAUGAAAGGUGAUCAGAUUGAAAUCGACGCGACAGAUCUAUUCAAAGUACUGAAAUCUAUGGAUGCUUCACUUAAUCAAAUUAUGACGCUCACGAACGAUCAGUACAACUAUUUACUAGAAAUGCAACGAUAUUGGAAUGCUCAGGAAAGAAAUUUGAAGAGUUUUCAUGAUAUCGCUACUUCCAAUCUUCAGACAACUAUUAAGCCUAUCUCAAAAGAAGAUAUCCAAACACUGCAAAACAUCCAGCACAAGAUUAUUAACAAAAAUAGAGACACAAGCCAAGCUAUCAAGAAUGUACUGUCCAUUAUACCUUCGUUAAGGCAACAAAAAGAAAAGUAUACUGAUGGAUGA